AUGUGCUCGCUGGUGACCUGGUGCAGCGUCGCGCUCCUCUGGUCUCUCAGCCUGGGUCAGAACCCCAACGAGGGGUCGAGCUGCGGUCCCGGUCGCAUUCUGCGCGGGAAUGGGAACAACUCGCGCUGCUGCCGUACCUGCCCCCCAAGCAUGGAGACCUGUCCAGAGAGGGAUUGCAUGUGCGUCCAGCCAGAGUAUCACUGCGGAGAUCCAGAGUGCAACAACUGCAAGCACCACCCAUGCCCACUGGGCAAGGAGGCACAGGCCCAAGGGAAUUUCAAAUUUGGCUUUACAUGCAUUGACUGUGCUCCUGGAACCUUCUCUGAGGACCAUGCUGGCCAUUGCAAGCCGAGGGCUGACUGUUCCCGGCUUGGAUUCUCCACUGUGUUUCCCGGAAACAAGACUCACAACACUGUGUGUAGCCCAGUGUCCACUACUGAGCCAUGCCACCUGCUGACCCUGGUCCUACUUGCUAUGGCCACCUGCAUCCUUGUCCUGGCUGCCACCCAGCUGGGCCUGUGCAUCUGGGAGCUAAGGAGAACACGUGUGUGGCACCGAGGGACGCAGCUGCCCCUGGAGCUAUCACCCGCUGAGGACUCUCGAAGCUACCAGUUUCCUGAGGAAGAACGUGGGGAGCGGCUGGUGGAGGACAAGGGCCAUGGCCGGCACAGGGACUUGUGGGUGUGA
This is a messenger RNA of Chrysochloris asiatica (Cape golden mole), 687 nucleotides long. It is a transcript of the gene TNFRSF18, whose product is annotated as tumor necrosis factor receptor superfamily, member 18. Lineage: Eukaryota; Metazoa; Chordata; Mammalia; Afrosoricida; Chrysochloridae. The transcript has 5 exons. The record is from RefSeq and is a predicted model, not a curated record. Gene Ontology annotation, molecular function: tumor necrosis factor receptor activity; protein binding. Gene Ontology annotation, cellular component: external side of plasma membrane; plasma membrane. The coding region runs from base 1 to 687 and encodes 228 amino acids. Gene Ontology annotation, biological process: positive regulation of cell adhesion; negative regulation of apoptotic process.